ACUGUGGGCUUCCACUGUCUAUAUAUUUUCGUGAAAAAUUUCCCCCUCUUAUUCAUUUAUAACAUAAAAACGAGACAAUUAUAUUUUCUUUUCUGCAGGGACAACCGACGGUUAUAGUUUCACUUUAUGCAACCAUAUGCAACUUCAGACAAUUUGACUAUUUGAUUAAAAUUUUGACUUUUAGGACAAUCUCCAAACUUUUAUGAUGCAACGAUGUAGCCUAGGAUCUCUCACUCGUAUAGUAUUUCUACCCCAGAAAUGUCAUACAAGGUCUUUUUGGGAGUAUGUAAACAUGAUGUUCAACAAACCAGAUAUGCACCGCAUAAAAACUGUGGGUCCAGAUAGAGCAUGUGCCGAAUGGGUGUUAAAAAACGGCGGUAAAGUAACAUGGGCAGAUGGCAAGAAACAGUCAGACUAUAAUUUAUUACCUCCAGAUGAAAUUAAAACCCCAAAAUUGUUAGAAAUUGAUGGUACAGAUUCAUCAAUAUCACAUUAUGGGUUUUCCCAUUUAGAAGGAUGUACAAUGUUAAAGAAAAUAGUAUUACACAAUAAUAAAUACAUUGAUGACAGAGCUCUUAAGGGGCUAUCAUAUGCCAAAGAUGUGUUAACAUUUGUUCAAGUAUCUAAAUGUAUAAAUGUGACCGACCCAGGUUUGAAGGAAAUGAUUGUAUUAAGAAACCUUAAAACUCUUGUAUUAUAUGAUCUUGCUAGUGUUGAGAAUUUGGCCGAUUGCAAACAAUUUUUGGGUUCAGGAUUACCAAAUUGUCAAAUAACAGAUAUAAAGAUAACUCAGUGGCAUUUGAGAUCACAUCUUUCCUCUAUGUUCAACAUAGUAUUUUAUGGGGAUACAAAUAAAAGUAUCUUUGUAUAUGGGAUGCAAUUAAGUGCAUAUUUUACAUUUCAGGAGAGACGGAAAAUGUGACAAUCUAAAAAUCACCAUAAAACCAAUGAAACAAUCAUGAACAUGUAAUAUAAUAUAUUAAAUACAAUUAUUUUGUGCA
Messenger RNA from Papilio polytes (common Mormon), 1001 nucleotides. Its product is annotated as ATP synthase subunit s, mitochondrial. NCBI's taxonomy places the organism in Eukaryota, Metazoa, Arthropoda, Insecta, Lepidoptera, Papilionidae. The record is from RefSeq and is a predicted model, not a curated record. The coding region runs from base 203 to 922 and encodes 239 amino acids. The transcript has 4 exons.